AUGGCCGACGUCGUCCACCACCACCAAGCGCAGCGUGUUCCGCGCCAAUAUAUCAUGGCACUCCUUGACGCGCUCCCCCAUGCCGUGGUGCCCAUGGGCUUCGCCUCCCUUUCCCGGGGUGCCGGCCGUGAUCGCGCCUUCGUCCGCGGCCUCUGCCGCGGCGACUCUGCCCAGUCCAUGUGCCUCGUGGACUUGCAAGACGCCGUCCGGAAAUUGAGCGGCAUGUGCGCCUCCAGCCGAAGCGUGGAGGCAUGCUAUGACAAGUGCUACAUCAGCUAUGCCGACACCAACGACCAGUCCAUCUACGAGGGGCGCAUCGGCCAGAUAAUCUAUGACGCCGGCAAGGUGGUCGACCCGAUCAGCUACGACCGGGCGUACUACGCGCUGAUGAGCCGCUUGGUGGCGCGUGCGGCCUCCGGCGGCCGGAACCGCUCGGCGCGGAUGAGUAUGUUCGCCAUGGGAGAGGCGGUGUACAGCCGCGACGACCCCACAGGGACGAUGUACGGGUUGGUGCAGUGCAUGAGGGACUGCAGCGACGCCGAGAGCCAAUAG
Molecule: messenger RNA, 552 nt
Organism: Aegilops tauschii subsp. strangulata
Lineage: Eukaryota; Viridiplantae; Streptophyta; Magnoliopsida; Poales; Poaceae
Product: cysteine-rich repeat secretory protein 55-like
Source: RefSeq, a predicted model, not a curated record